CAGUAGAUGGCGACACCCAACAGUCAGUAAGGUAAAAGAAGAAGAAAAACACAACAUGGCGCACACUGUUGCAGGGUGGCUUCGACGUUUGUGAUUGACAGCAUUUUUUAAUAUCAUCUUCCAAUACAUCUGUACAUGAAGAACGACCACUCUGCUUAUAAUAAGCAGAACAUCCAGAUGCAGCACAGGAGCAACAACUAAGCAAGCCAAAAAAAACUGAAUCACAGUUCCGCAGCCUUCUUUCUACUGGCCAGUGCAGGUUUGGGUGUGCCUCAUGUCACACUGGCAAAGGAGACAGGAAAGGGCUUGUCGCUCGGUGGAGCACCAAGGCUGAACCACCUCAGAAUGAGUCAAGCGUCCACACUGUGAAGGCUGACGGGUCCAGAGUCCUUAUAAAAGCCUCAAGUGUGCAGUGAUCAUAUUUGUACCUCACAACGCUGACAGAAAUCUGUCUGGUGGAUUUGGCUUGUUGAGGAACAUGUGGUGUGGCUUCUGUUAUGGAGUCAAAGGAUAAAAAGCAGGAGGAAGAGCCUGUUACUUUGGGCUUGUUGACUCACCAGGCUUUAGGAAGACUCAAGGAUCAGCUCAGCGACCUAUUGGACCAAUACCAGAAAACUACAUGCAGGCGGACAUCUGCUCAGGAAAACUGGGUAAAUAGUUUCCUUUACCAUGGCAACCGCCACUCCUGUCUGCACUGGCCAGGAGCUGCUCUCACUAUUUUGGUGGCACUGGGACUCUUGUGUUGUUAUGGCAGCCAGCCAAAAGGCAGUUUUGGUAUUGAGCUGGUCAAUGCAACUGCUGUCAUCAUCCUUUUGCUGGUGAAUCUGCUGCUGGUCAAACGACAAGAGCUACUCAAAAGGAGUGAGAUGGUCCGUCGUCUCAAAAGCAUCGUCAUACAGCUUAGUGAUUAUCUUUCCAGUUGGGCAGGGGAAGUGACGUGGCCUGCAUCCCUUUACCCUGAUUUGUAUACACCCUCCUCACCAUCAUGGUCUCUUCAUUGGACAUACCGUGACUCCCAGUUGGUCAAUCUGCCUGUCAGUCUGCUAGUGGAAGGAGAUGUAAUUGCUCUGAGACCUGGGCAAGAAGCAUUUGCAUCUCUCCGAGGAAUAAAGGAUGAUGAACACAUUGUAUUGGAACCCGGCGAUUUGUUCCCUCCUUAUUCUCCAUCGCCUUCUGCACUAGCCAAUGAGAAAAGAGGACCCCAGCCACAGCAACAUCGUCUCUUCAGAGUUGUCAGGACUCCAGUUCUAGACACAGUAAGAAAUUGUUUGGAGUUGGCAGGGUCUCGGCCAAUCACAGUCUUAGACAAUGAGCGUUUUACAGUGCAGUCAGUCAUCACCAAGCUGGUCUGUCCUGUGGUGCUGGUGGCUUUCCUGCUGGUAAACGCUGUACGAUACUUUUGUGACGCGCCCAACCUCACCCCCGCCAGCUACAAUUUCUUGCAGCUUCAGUUGAUGGGUGUGCUGCCUGUCUUACCACUGCUAUUCCCCAUCAUGUGGGUGCUGGUGAACGCCUUUGGAGAGGCCAGGGUCCUUGCCGAAUUCAGCCAUGUAUCUCCAGCAGGACUGCCCGCAAAAUUUUCAGAGGACACUCUAAGCAGCUACACAGAAGUUGUUUCCUCCAAGGAGAUGAUACUUUGUGUGUGGAGACACUUUGUUGGUGUGCUGAAGGGAGCGUCUCAGACUCUUUGCUACUCUUCCAGCCUUUUACACACUCUUGGAUCUGUCACGGUAUUGUGCUGCGUGGACAAACAGGGUAUCCUGUCGUGGCCUAACCCUAGCCCCGAAACCGUGCUGUUCUUCAGUGGACGAGUGGAACCACCUCAUAAUAGCCAGGAAGAUCUAAGAGAUGACAUGUCAGUCAACUCCUACUGCAGAAUGGAGACAUAUGAAGACAGAGAUGAGGCCCAAGAAGCUCUACUUUGUCAACCAGCAGAGCUCACCACCCAUCUUGGGGAAACAUAUGAACCCAGUGAGAUAACUCGUUCAACAGACACACUAAGGCUUCAGCGGUCUUACCAACCUGUAAAUACUCGCACCAAACACAACUCUGGAUCCAACGUGAGCUACAGCCGUGACACAGAGGGAGGCGAAGACCAAUCCCAGGAAUUUGGAAUUGUCGGCCAAGAAGCGGAGGAAGAUGAUUUUGUGUGCGACUACCACCUGGAAAUGUUGAGUCUUUCCCAAGAUCAGCACAACCCUGCCAGCAUUCAGUUUGAUGAUCUCUCAUGGCAGUGUCACUUGCCUUCACUCAAGCCACUGGGCCUCAACAUCAUGCUUAACCUCUGCAACACCAACGUCACCCAGCAGCUUUGCCGCUUCUCUGAUCAUUUGUCUAACCUGGCAAUGCAAGAGAGCCAUGGCAAUGUGCUGCCGGUUUGUGUUCCUUGGGGGCUCUGUGAACUCUCCAGGCUCAUAGGAUUCACUCCUGGUGCAAGGGAGCUUUUUAAACAAGAGAGCCAUUUGGCUCUUUAUCAGAUGCCAACUGGAGAAAAUGCUAAAGAUCUGCCUUCGCGACGCCUGCAUUACUUCACAAAGCGUCAACCGCCUAUCUCCCACCUUCUAUCCCUUUUUGUACGCGACUCUUCCUCUGAUAACAUCCAGAUGCUGUCUCAUGGUACAGCUGACCUGAUCUUAGAGGCCUGCACUGAUUUUUGGGAUGGAGCUGAUAUUUAUCCUCUCUUAGGCUCUGACAGGAAAAAGAUUCUGGACUUUUACCAACGUGCCUGUUUGUCGGGUUACUGCUCAGCCUUUGCCUAUAAACCCAUGCAAGUUUCAUUGUCCAACCAAUUGAAUGGGAAGUGUGUGGAGCUGGCUUCUGGACCCUGUCUAUUCUCAGGAUUGGAGCUAUCCUUCACGACUCCCAUCAAGCACAAUUCCUGUAGGAACAGUUGGAGCUCAGAUGGAAUGAUCUCUGGGAUCACUACCGCCCUCUACCACCAGGAGGCCGGAUUACUGCGAGCCUCAGACAAAGGAAUUGGCGAUGGACUGGAACGUGAUGAUUGUGUGCAGGCCCUCAGCGGACAGAUAUUCAUGGGCAUGGUGUCAUCCCAGUUCCAGGCUCGUCUGGACACAGUCAGGCUCAUUGAUGCGCUGAUCACUGCUUGCAUUCGUUUUGUUUACUUUUCCAUGGAGGAUGAGCUUCGUAGUAAGGUUUUUGCAGAAAAAAUGGGCUUAGAGACAGGCUGGAACUGUCAUAUCUCACUGACUUCAAGUGGAGAUGGUCCCUGUGAAGGAGUUCUUUCUAGCCCCGGUCAUGGCUGCCUUCAUGAAGACCUGAAUCAAGAUUCACGAGAUGAAGCAGAUGGUCCACUGCUGCCAGAUGAAGAAGCCCAUUCUGACCUGGCGAGCUUCCAGCCCACAGAUAGUGAUGUGCCCAGCUUUCUUGAAGACUGCAACAGGGCAAAGCUUCCCCGUGGCAUUCACCAAGUCCGACCUCAUUUGAAGAACAUUGAUAAUGUUCCUUUAUUGGUGCCACUUUUCACUGACUGCACUCCUGACACCAUGUGUGAGAUGAUAACGAUCAUGCAAGAGAACAGGGAGGUUACGUGCUGUUUGGGAAGUGCCGCUAAUUUCCGCAACAGCCGCCUGUUCCUACAAAGUGACCUAAGUAUUGCCCUGGAUCCACUUUACCCAUCUCACUGCACACGGGAGACAUUUGGUUAUGCCACAUGCAGUCCUUUCAGCAGUAACACAGAAGAUCUGUCUCCUCUGAGACUCUCAGGGCAACUCAACAGUCUUGGCUGCUCUGUCACCUUUCACCAAGGAGAGAGUGUUAGCAUGAUUAAGCUCAUUGAACAGGCACGACACACAACGUACGGCAUUCGCAAGUGCUUCCUGUUCCUGCUUCAGUGCCAGCUCAGUUUGGUCAUCAUACAGUUUUUAGCCUGUUUAGCUCAGCUCCCUCCUCCCAUGAACACCACUGACAUCCUCUGGCUUUCUUGCUUCAGCUGCCCACUGCUAAGCGUGUCACUUCUGGGAAAGCCUCCAGACAGUUCAGUCAUGACAGUUGCCACCGGGAAGAACCUUGAUGCCAUUCCAAGGAAGACUCAAAACUACUUCCUUGGCUGUUUUGUUUUGAAGUUUGGCUUGACAAUCUGUGCUUAUUUGUUGGCCUUUGGCUUCACACUCCAAGAGAUCUGUCUCAGAAGCACAAACGUAACCAUGUUUGACAACACCACUGGAAUGUGCCUGCAUAUACUCACAGCCAGCUCGAAUGACCAUGCUCCUCGUUGGUUUUUUGAACUCUCCAAUGGUUUGCUGUUGACUCAGAAGGUCAUGACUGGUUUCCUAGUCUUACAUACAGUAGUGAUCUCCCUAAGCUACGUCCAUCGUUCUCAGCCUUUGUGGAGAAAGAGUCCCUUCAGCAACACCUGGUGGUGCCUCACUGUACCUGUGGUUCUGCUGAGCCAGAUUGUCCAGGCCACAGUGGAUUACCAGGUCUGGCGUGACCAUGACAGCCUCCUGAACUUUGGACUGGGUGACAUACCUCUGCUCGGAUGGCUGCUGGUGUCUUUGUCCCUUCUGCUGGUCGUGGUGGUCAAUGAGGCAGUCAAGCUGCAUGAGAUAAGGGUGCGAGUUCGCUACCAGAAAAGACAGAAGCUGCAGUUUGAAACAAAACUCGGAAUGAAUUCUCCAUUCUGACGACGAUGAUGGCGAACUACCACUGUUCUACUAAUUUACCAACAGCCGAAGAAUGGCAGCUUAACGCUAACUGAAAAUACAAUCAUCCACAGCAACAGACACAAAAGGUCUCAUUUUUUUAGGUUUUAUUACAAAUAUCUAAGCGAGGGUCUGUUCUUUUGCUGACUUUUCACCUGACUACUCCAUUUUAUGACAUGCAAUGUGAAAGAUGGUUUUACUGUAAGAACGUUUUAAAGAUGUUUUGUGGUUUAAGGGAACAUGGCCACUUAGUUGUUGUCACCUUGUCCUUUAAUCCAUUCCAAUACUUUAUUUAUAGCACAUUUUUAUAAUCAAAGAAUGUAAACUGAUCAGUCCAAGAUACAGAUAAUGAAUACAACAAUAAGCAAGCAUACUUAAAAUACAAAGAGGGUGAAAUCCAAUGAUGAUUUUGUUUUUUUGUUUCUCACGAAUUGUGACACAUUGAAUUGAAUUUAAUUGAAUAACUUUAUUUGAUUAGGACAAUGCAUAUUGAUCAUCCUAUGAGCAAUGCAUCACAGUAAAUAUGACAGAAUUAGCUAUGAUAGCUAGAUUUAAUCUGUUGUCCAAAGGCAAGCACCAUAAAAACCAACACACAUUUACAUGUCGUACAUACUGUACAAUACAAGAUGACUUACAAUAAAUAUUGGCAAUAAAACAAGUCAACAUAAUAUUGAAAAGCUAAGAACUAUGUUAUUUUACUAGUAUGCAAGCCCAAGUAAUUUGUUAAUGUUACAAAGAUAUCCUUUUGAAAGAAAUCUUCUUUUGAAAAAACAAUCUGUGUCUUGUCAUGUGGCCGUGUCUUGUAAAUAAAAGUUUUUUCAGCUGCAAAUGUCACGUUUGAAUUCAAUUAAAAUA
Molecule: messenger RNA, 5516 nt
Organism: Entelurus aequoreus (snake pipefish)
Lineage: Eukaryota; Metazoa; Chordata; Actinopteri; Syngnathiformes; Syngnathidae
Gene: tmem94
Product: transmembrane protein 94
Source: RefSeq, a predicted model, not a curated record